AUGACAAACAGUUCAUUCUUCUGUCCCAUUUACAGAGAUCUAGAGCCAUUUACAUAUUUCUUUUAUUUAGUUUUCCUUGUUGGAAUUAUUGGAAGUUGUUUUGCAACCUGGGCUUUUAUACAGAACACUACAAACCACAAGUGUGUAAGCAUCUACUUAAUCAAUCUUCUUACGGCUGAUUUCCUGCUCACACUGGCUUUACCAGUGAAGAUUGUGGUUGACCUGGGCGUGGCACCCUGGAAGCUGAAGAUAUUCCACUGUCAAGUAACAGCCUGCCUUAUCUACAUCAAUAUGUACUUGUCCAUCAUCUUCUUGGCCUUCGUCAGCAUGGAUCGCUGUCUACAGUUGAUAUGCAGCUGCAAGAUCUACCGAAUACAAGAACCUGGAUUUGCCAAAAUGAUAUCAACUGUGGUGUGGCUCAUGGUCCUUCUGAUAAUGGUGCCCAACAUGGUGAUCCCCAUCAAGGACAUCAAGGAAGAGGCAGAGGUGGGCUGCAUGGACUUUAAAAAGGAGUUUGGAAGAAACUGGCAUUUGCUGACAAAUUUCCUAUGUGUAGCAAUAUUUUUAAACUUCUCAGUCAUCAUUUUAAUAUCCAACUGCCUUGUAAUUCGACAACUCUAUAGAAACAAAGACAAUGAAAGCUAUCCAAAUGUGAAAAGAGCCCUUAUAAACAUACUUUUAGUGACCACUGCCUACAUUAUUUGCUUUGUUCCUUACCACAUCGUUCGCAUCCCAUACACCCUCAGCCAGACAGAAUUCAUAACAGACUGCUCAACCAGGAUUUCACUCUUCAAAGCCAAGGAGGCCACACUGCUCCUCGCUGUGUCCAAUCUCUGUUUUGACCCUAUCCUAUACUAUCAUCUCUCGAAAGCAUUCCGAUUAAAGGUGACAGAGACUUUUGCUUCACCAAAGGAGACUAAGGCUCAAAAAGGAAAGUCAAAAUGGGAAGAAAACGCAUAAAUUAUGGGCCUUUUCAUGCUUUCACUUCUUGGCGUACUAUACCAUAAAGUUACUUCAAGUUUU
Dipodomys spectabilis (banner-tailed kangaroo rat) is the source of this 1023-nucleotide messenger RNA. RefSeq names its product G protein-coupled receptor 171 (gene Gpr171). Gene Ontology annotation, cellular component: membrane. The transcript has a single exon. Gene Ontology annotation, molecular function: G protein-coupled purinergic nucleotide receptor activity. The record is from RefSeq and is a predicted model, not a curated record. Gene Ontology annotation, biological process: G protein-coupled receptor signaling pathway. NCBI's taxonomy places the organism in Eukaryota, Metazoa, Chordata, Mammalia, Rodentia, Heteromyidae. The coding region runs from base 1 to 960 and encodes 319 amino acids.